UUAUAAUUCCGUUCCGACCAUUUCCUCUUACUAUAUAACGGUAUAAUCCGCUCUUCUUCAAACCCCAUAUCCUCAACCUUCACACCCAUCAUCCAUCGACCUGAAAUUAAACCCAACCUUGAUUAAUUGCCAUUUUCCCACUUUCCGGCUCGUGAACACUUGCACAAUUCCAUCAUGGCAGCACUUAAAAACGAGGACGCUGUUUACGCCAAACUGGACGCUCUCUACCAUACAAUCGAUAGCCUAAAAUCCACCUCAACGCCCGAAGAGUUGGCAGCCUUUGGCGCACUAUUCAGCGAAAACUGCAUCACCUACCUCAGGAGCAUGCGCGAGUUCGAAACCCCCAGUGUUGGCCGACAAGCCACCAUCGACGAGCUCAAAGAGAUCCUGGCGCAGUACCACGUCGCAGAACGACGUAUUCUCUCUCGCUCUGUGUCCACUUCGGCCGAUGGAUCCAGCACUGUGUUCUCGGAGUCGAAGAAUAAGCUGCAUGUACUUGGAGAGAGCCUGGAUCCGUUUUACGAGACGGCCGUGGUGACGUUUGAUAACGAAGGAUUGAUUCAAGGGUUGAAGAAUUAUAGCUGUCGGAGUCAUAUUGUGGAGAUUGUUCAGAGGGAGACAGGGGUAGGGCCAUAUAUGGAGGGGAUUGUGCGCGCAAGGAAGGGGGAGAAGGAGAAAGCUGCUUGCUGUCAGUGAUUGAUGCAAUGAAUUCAAGUAUGGCAGUCGGGAAAUUUGAAUUUCUUAGAGUAUGAAGGAGGCCCUGUUCGGACAUCCAACCCCCGAGCUUGCGAUCGAUCGAUGUCAUCAAUCACUUCACUACAUCUCGCUGACUUGAAUAGAAUAUUGUGAUCGUACUUCCAACG
Hyaloscypha bicolor E is the source of this 863-nucleotide messenger RNA. RefSeq lists its product as uncharacterized. The transcript has a single exon. The record is from RefSeq and is a predicted model, not a curated record. NCBI's taxonomy places the organism in Eukaryota, Fungi, Ascomycota, Leotiomycetes, Helotiales, Hyaloscyphaceae. The coding region runs from base 175 to 696 and encodes 173 amino acids.